This is a messenger RNA of Nestor notabilis (Kea), 311 nucleotides long. RefSeq names its product nuclear factor 1 C-type-like. The transcript is spliced from 4 exons. Gene Ontology annotation, biological process: regulation of transcription by RNA polymerase II. Gene Ontology annotation, cellular component: nucleus. The annotation marks the transcript as partial. Gene Ontology annotation, molecular function: RNA polymerase II cis-regulatory region sequence-specific DNA binding; DNA-binding transcription factor activity, RNA polymerase II-specific. The record is from RefSeq and is a predicted model, not a curated record. Lineage: Eukaryota; Metazoa; Chordata; Aves; Psittaciformes; Psittacidae.
AUGCAGAGCAGAGCAGCAGCCCCCGGACGGGCAUCGGCUCAGACCAGGAGGACAGCAAACCCAUCACGCUGGAUUCCACAGACUUCCAGGAAAGCUUCGUCACCUCGGGGGUGUUCAGCGUCACCGAGCUCAUCCAGGUGUCCCGAACACCGGUGGUGACAGGCACGGGUCCAAACUUCUCUCUUGGGGAGCUCCAGGGCCACCUGGCCUAUGACCUGAACCCCUCCAGCACCGGCAUGCGGAGGACGCUGCCCAGCACCUCCUCCAGCGGGAGCAAACGGCACAAGUCGGGGUCCAUGGAGGACGACAUC